AUUAUUUGGAUUUUAAUUACAGUUCAAUUAUACAGUACAGUUAUAACUACUAGCAUCAUUAUUCACACAACAACUUCAUCGACCAAUGACAGUGCUUUUGGUCACAUGAUUUACAAAAAGAGGGCACAUUAAAAUACUGGUUGCACAGACACACCACAUUGAGUCAUACAACAUUUUCGUGAAGAAGAAGGAAGCGACUUGGAAAAGUCCUGAAACGGAGCACGCUUCAGACAAAAUAUUGAGUUCAUAGCCAUUGUGUUGACAGAGGACCACUCCAGAUGUUCAGUGUGCACGGAAGUGCUGAAGGAUCCAGUCUCCAUCCCCUGUGGACACAGUUACUGCAGGCAGUGCAAGAUGCAAGCUAACCGUGCAGGAGGACACUAUGCUUGUCCAAUUUGUAAGAAAAGAUUGAAGACAAAGCCUAAAAUAUACACAAACUCACCCAUAUCAAAACAACUCCCAAGCUCUAGUUCAGAAUGUGGGCAGCUCUCCUGUGAUUUCUGCCCAGUGAAAAAGCUCAGAGCUGUUAAGUUCUGUCUGAUGUGCACUGCUCUGUAUUGUGAGACCCAUGUCAUCCAGCACUACACUGUCCCAGCAUUGCAACGACAUAGACUGGUGGAGCCAAAAGAGCACCUAGAGCAGAUGAUCUGCCAGCACCACCAGAGGGCGCUAGAGAUGUUCUGUAGGACUGACCAGACCUCCAUAUGCAGCAUGUGUGCUGUGCUGAAACACCGGCACCAUGACAUCAUGAUUGAGAAUCUAGAACAGUUAAACAGUCCAUGGCCAGGUGUAUCCACGGUGUUGUGCAGAAAGGCCCUUCGAGUGAACACAGAGGUGGAGAGCCGUGAGCUAAGGAUGGAAAAUAAACUACAGCGGGAGAUCAUCAUGCAACUGAGGAAAGUAAAAGUCAACCAAAAAAACAAAGAGGCAAUACGUGAGAAAAAACAUGCAGAGGAAACACAGCAGAUGGAAGAGCACAUGUCUACACUUGAGAAAGGAAAUGCAAAGCUAAAGACACACAACAACAAGCUGAGGAGAAAAAUGUCCAAGCUUAAAAAACACAUUCAUUUACAAAAAGGCGAGAGACCCCUGGUGACUGUAAUCCAACACCAACGCAGACAUGCUCUUCCUGCGAAGGUGACUUUGGACUUCUACACAGCCCAUAGACGACUAAUUCUGUCUGAUGAUAAGAGGAAUGUAAAGCUAUCUGGGUGUCCUCGGAGUUCCCAUAACCAACAGCAUGGACUAGGUGGGCAGCCCUUCGUGCUGGGCAGAAAAGGCUUCACCUCUGGACGUCGUUUUUGGCAAGUGGGAGUGAAUAACAGGUGGACAAUUGGAGUCACAAGAGCCUCCGCUCAGAGGACUGACAGUGUCACCUUCUAUCCUAAUCAAGGCUACUGGUGCCUUAGUUGCUGGAUGCAAUUCUUGGCGCUCACGUCCCCCAUACACCAUCUCCCUAAGGACGCAGUGCCCAGAGAACUGGGCAUUUGUCUAGAUAUUGACGAGAAGUGGGUGUCGUUCUAUAAUGCUGAAUCAAAGACUCACAUUUAUACCUUCGCUGACAUGGACUUCAGCGAAGGUGAAGAAAUCUACCCCGUGUUCUGCACACUGGAUGAAGAGAAAGAGAUUAAAAUAAGAAGACAACCCAUUCUACACUGUCCAAUAUUUGUUUCAGAUCAAAAGAUGGUCCAAACUGGCAACGCUGGGGACGAAUUUGUAUGAACAGACAUUCAAACACUAGCAACACAGAAAUCCACUACAUGAAUUGCGUUAUAGUUGCACUGUACAGGGAUUUCACUUGAAUUCUUCCGUAGUACUUCAGUACUUCCCUUGAACUUGACCACUAAAAUAGGCCUUCCAUUUAUUUUAUAUGACACUGUACGCAGGAAAUAAGUAGCAAAUACUUAUCUAUGCACAUAAACAUAAUGUUAAAAUCGACAUAGUAGAAUAAGACAGGGCUUCAUGUAUAGAAAAUGAGUUUCAGUAAUUGAAAACAGGUAACAAACUAACCUGCAAAAUAUGCUUGGAAUUUCUUGGAAGUAAAAUUACUGUCUGCAUUUCUAUUAUGAUAAGUUUCAGCUAAUUAGGUCUAUAGCUGGUGGCCUAGCUACCAUGUUUAAUAGCUAUUUUAAAUGUAGAAUUGUACCAACUGAUAUGUUGUUUUCAGAUUAAUGCCACUAUACCUGCCCUUUGUGCACUAGUCUAAGGCCUUCUAAAAUGAAUAGUGCUACAACACCGUAUAUUAGCACAUUGUGUAGAAAUGUAAUAUUGUUUUAUAUUGUAACAAACUGCAAGGUUGUC
Molecule: messenger RNA, 2301 nt
Organism: Alosa sapidissima (American shad)
Lineage: Eukaryota; Metazoa; Chordata; Actinopteri; Clupeiformes; Clupeidae
Product: E3 ubiquitin-protein ligase TRIM39-like
Exons: 4
Coding region: 355-1722 (455 amino acids)
Molecular function (GO): protein binding; zinc ion binding
Source: RefSeq, a predicted model, not a curated record